This is a messenger RNA of Equus caballus (horse), 15564 nucleotides long. The record is from RefSeq and is a predicted model, not a curated record. NCBI's taxonomy places the organism in Eukaryota, Metazoa, Chordata, Mammalia, Perissodactyla, Equidae.
UGGGCACAGAUGUUAGCUCAGGGCCAGUCUUCCUCAGCAAAAAAAGAAAGGAAGGAAACAGCCUUGACCUCUGAAGGCCUGGUUCCCCCUCACGUAGAACCAGCCUCUGACCCCUCCAAGCAGAACUUGCCACCUGAAGUGGGGAUGACCUGGCCAGUGGGCUGUGUUUUCAGAGUUAGUCGUUGAACCAGUUUUCAACCGUGCCACUCAGACCUGGAGGUUCCUUUAGUGAUCCUGCCUCUGACUCCCCUUUCCUGCUGUUUCUUAACCUUCUCAGCCUUUCUACAUUGUUUCCUGGAUGUCAGCUGGCUUGCCGCUUCCCAGGUGUCCACACCCCAGGCCCAGACCUCACAUCCUGGACACCUGGGUAUGUACCUUCCUUGUGGGGUCCAGCCUGCCUUCUUCUCCGGUCAGAUUCUGGAAGGGCUAGCUUGAUUCCUUCUCUUCGACACUCCUUGUUCUUCUUCUGGUCCUCCAAGGUGGUGGUGGGAUACCGGCGAGGCAAGACCUUUUUGCACGCAACUGACUAAUUAAUCUAAUUGGUUUUCUGAGCACCCGAUAUUUCUUCAUCACUAUGUGAAAUGUCGCAGAGAAGAAACCAGAAACGUUAGCCCUGUGUCUUGCCUUUGAGCUGUCACACACUUACUAGGAAGAUGAGACUGUGCGGGAAGCAGUUGUUGGAUAAGGUGACUGUGUGUAAUGAAUUACUAAAUUGCACCGCAAUGCUAUCAAGUGCUGGAGGUCAGAAAGUGGACAUCAGAGUGGCCUGGAGUAAAUCACAGCCUGUCACAGUUGAGGGAGCCCUGGAAAAGCAUCCUUGUUUUCCAAAGGGGAAAAGAGAAGUGCAGAGAACUCAAGCCACUCGCUGGAGAUAAAACAGCAAAGGGCUGGCAAAGAGGGUGCAGGGCUCUGGUUCUCCCACCCCUGGGCCCAGUGCUCUUCUCAGCUGACAGAGAUGCCUUGUUUCCAGAACUUGAGUGCGUCUCCUGGUAACAAGGAGUUGGACAAGCCAGGGGAAGGUUGCAGGAGAAGAGUACACAGUAGAGGGAGCAGUAACAAGGACAAAAAUGAGGAGGAGACAAGAGGAAAAUCCAUCCGGGAGAAAGACAGGAGCCAAGCAAGCCCCUUUUGGUGGAGCCCAGUGGCCUGGAGGCUGCGAUGGUGGAUCCUGCCCGGCUGGUGAAGUACCGUUGUUAACUAAGCAGGUAUCUUCUCUUCUGAGCACGUCCAUUUGCCCAUCCUGAAAAUGCUGACAGCACAGCAGCCCACCUCACAGGAUGAUGGAGAGAUGCUGAUGGGCUGUAAAGCUACUGAGGUGCGAAGACACACACAGCAGAGCCAUCGCAUGGAUAAUUUCGCGAGGAAGGCAAUGGAAGUCCCGUUCCUGGCAUCGUUUCAUCCUCUCACCUGGAGGACAGGAACCUAAGGAAGCCAGCUAACUCUCACGUAAAAGUCCUGAGUUGGGCAUUGGAGAUGCACAGAUGGACGUGAUCUGGCUCAGGAUGCUAAGCAUGAUACGGUCCGGUAUGAGAGCUUGCGGGAAAUGACACGACAGAGACAGGGCACAAUUUGGAAGAUGCAUAGGGACACAAAGCUAUUCCUCCCCGGGCAAGGCCUCUGGGAAUGCCUUGUGCAGGAGAUGGAAUUUUGGCCGGUUACUGAGGGAAUUCGCAAAAGCAGAGGGGACGGAGUAUGUGCGCCUGGGCGUGUGUGUGUGCAAGUGGGGGUGGGGACAUUUGUGAUGCGGCUUUGGGCACAGGACUGGGAGAAAUGAACAGGCAUGCUUUACUGAGGCCAGAGGCUUUGCAGGAAGAGCCGGGCUGGGGCAGGCUGGGUUCCGACACUACCUUCUCAAGGCCCAGUUAUGUUGUGCCUGUUUCCCAGGGAAGGCAACGGGGCUGCAUGGGCUCCUGAACCAAACCAUGGUGACAGAUGAGCCACAUCUGGUUUGGAAAAUGCCUGUCAUUCCCAGCAGGACAAUUUAGGGGCCUUCCGAGCUAGUCUCCCGGCUUCCCAGCCUUGCCUCUGUCUGGCCCUGGCCACCCCGCACAGCCUUGAGCUCUUGGAGAGGUGACUGACGGGUGUGUGUCCUGACCAAGGGUCAACGGGCAUCGGAACAAACACGUAAUCCUACCCAGGCUGAGUGACAGAACCUGAGCCGGCCCUUUCCCUGUGUAUGACAUCUGAGCCCCUGGCUCCCGCUAAGUAGUAGUAACCUAAGGACCCAGGGGAUCCGUCUCUCCAGGCCCAGAGGGUUCACUUUCCUCUGGGGGCAGCCCAGGCCUUCCUGACAGUCUGUCCUGCCUCAGGGUUGGGUACUCCGAGCUGUUCUUUUCUCCAGUGGCCCUUAACUCUUUCCUCGACCAUUUACACUGGGGCAGCCCCUGUUCUCUGGGGGAAGCAUGAAGUGGGAGGGUUCAUGGAUUUGGCCUUUCCCCUACAAAUAUGCCUUGUGACCUCCUUGGACACAGAAGAGUCAGUAAAGUCAUUGCCUCGAAGCAAACCCCUCUUCUGCUACUUUUCCUCCCAGGGCUUGCCAUUUUAAAGCAGGAAAAUAAUUUCAUUUGCUACAUAGAAGCAUUUCUCCUUCUCUUCUGCCUCCUUCAUUGUGAUAAAAGGAGAUUUUCCUGCAGGAUGGAGUGUAUUUGCUCCUGUGCUAAUCUGCAUUUAGAGGUGGUGGCUUUUGUGUUCCCAUGUUCCCGAGCAGAAGGUCACCGGGAGGGGCAGGGAGGACCCACAAACACAUCACCUGCAGCUGGCAGCCACGCAGAGUCAGAGGUCUCCAGCCCAGCGGUUGGGAUUCAUACUCUGAAAUGAACGGCGGUCCCUCCCAGGGCAGUGGCUCUUAUUUUCCUCUGCAAUUUCAUGCUGCAGAAAUUGAUAGUUGCUCACAGCUUCCCUGACAGGUACAAUUGUCGCCAGAAACAGAAUAAAGAGAUAAUGCAAAAUAGCUCCUCUAAGCUGCCUUUAAUUGGCUCUUAAAGUCACUUUCCUGAGAUGGAUUAAUCACAUCAAGAUGCGGUGUGCUGGUGCAGCUCAUAAAACCUCUUCUUCUCGAUCAUUUACCAGGGCAAGGAGCUAUUCGGUGCCACCGUCGGUCCUUAUGUAAAGUCCUGUUAUUAGAUUUUACAGGGGCCAGCCGGCGGGACACACGGCACUCAAAGUCCAGUGGACAGGUGUAGCCUAAUCCCACAGGCAGGUUUUCUUUCCAUCUUAAAGUGCAUAUUAAGUCCUUUCUGCUUGUGGAAAAUGACAAAACCCCAAACCGCCAUUGGGCCAGUCCUGGCAGGGGGUCACAGGUGUUAUGCAAACUCUUGCCCUGGCUUUGCAGAGCUUACCAUGAAAAUGCGAUUUCUUAUUCAAAGCAGCGUCUGUGUGAGUAUCCAUCUUUGUACCAGCUGCCAUUUUAAUGUUGAGGGAGCACCCCUUCUGCAAAGUUAGUGAGUUUGAAGAAAUCCGUUGACCAUGGCAGGUCUUUUAAGUUUUGUUUUAAAGCUCUGUUAUGCGGGGGAGAAAACCACGGAGACUCAGCUUCCAUGAAGAAUUUAAGGCUGAAAUCAAAUAAAAAUGUGCACAAGUUAAUCUUAAACACUUAAUGGUAUGCAAAUUUGAGCUCCUAUUCAUGUAAAUCACUGUAAUGAAAACCCCUUUCAGCCAGCCUGAUCAGAUUUUCCAGUUUUUCUCUUCUUGCGUCCUCAUUUUCCUGCGUGAGUGAUGCGCAGGCAUGCCAACGAUUUCCCUGGGAUUCCUGUGCAGAGCGAGUAGAUGCUGGAGGAGCAGGGCUGGGAGAGGGAAGGGACACAGGGACAGACGGGAGACCAGCUGGGACUGACAGUCUGUUCGUGGCCAUGGCCGUCUUCUAGGGCUGCAGUUUAAUUCUCCGGGCUGUCAACAUAAUGGUGAAGAGUCUGGGGGGCUGGAGUCAGGCUUGUGGCUGUGUGACAGAGGCCUCUGGCUUCUUGCUGGCUGUCGGCUGGAGGUGCCCACAGUUCCUUGCCACACGGGCUUUUCCAACUUGGCCACUUACUUCAUCAAGCCAGCAAGGAGAGUCUCUAGGGCUAGUGCGCUAGCAAAGUGGCGUCAUAGAAUGUAUCGUAGUUGUGGGAGUGACAGCUCAUCACUUUUGCCAUUUUCUAUUGGUUAGAGGCAAGUCCUAGGUCCUGCCCAUGCUCAAGGGGAGGGGCUCACACAAAGGCAUGGGCACCAGGAGGUGGGGGAUGGGGAGCACCUUAGAGUCUGCCUGUCGUGCUCUUCCUUGUGAACUCUGCACUCAAGUGUCGUAAACAGGUUGAAAAUGUCAACUUUCAAGUCACUUUGGAAGGACAUCUGAAGUAAUACCAAGAUUACUGAGGAUUGGCCCUCUCUACGUUUUGAACAUUCCCACCUGUUCAGGUCCUGAAGGAUCUGGGUUUUGCUCCACAUCAACCAGGAGGGAUGGAAGAACAUUCUAAGACAGCACAAGAGAACCAGUUACCACCUGGAUGCCAUGUUUAAUAGAUCAGGAUUCAUAGCUAAGAAAAGGCAGAUCAUGAGCUGUCUCAACCUUGGACACAUAUGAUAAAGACUCUGGUAAUUAAGUUGGGGGAGUGGUGGUCAAGAAUGCUCUCCAAUGUCAAAGGAAACCAUCUUAUUUUUAUUGAGCCCUGAAUUUAUGCCAGAAACAAUGCCACUGUAGCAUCCAGCAAGGAUGGUUGUUCACCUGUUCUGUCUACUCUGGGCUGCAGAAUCUAAUGGCCACAUAUGAAGUGGUCCAGACAUGACAAUUUUUGGAUAGUUCUUUGAGUGUUUAUGUGUCAGUGAAAAAUGGCCACAUUCACUUUCAUUUGAGAAUAACGUACAGUUUUUAAGACAUAGCUAUAGAAAACACUGUAUAGAGAAUAGAGUCCUGAGUUAGUGCUUGCUGAAAGGGCAAAGCACCCAGUGUUGAUCAAGCCAUGUCUCCUGUAGGUUUGGUUUGCCUUGGGCUCCUGUCCAUGGUAGGUGGUGUUGAGGCUCUCUGUCCUGCCAACCAGAACGAUGCUGAGCUCAUCUGCAUCUGCUUUGCUUUGUCUGGUCUCUCAGCUCAGGCAGCUGCAGGCUUUCUCUCAGGGGCCUUGUGGUUACAGGAGUUCAUUUCAGAGAUGCUUUGGAAAGAUGAGGACACAAAACAGUUUUCCUCAUUGGGCCGAAAUAUGGAUGUCAAGUCAAUUCCUCUACCAACUACCCUCUAAUUCAGCGGAAGUCCAGGGCUUAAUAAUUUCUCAUCCAUUCAGCACCUUACAUUAGUCACUUGCUCAUUUAAUCCUCCCACCAAUUAUUUGAGGUAGGUAUUAUUGAAUCAGUAACAAUCGCAAUAAUCAUCGUAAUAAUAUCAAUAACAACUGCAUACAUUGAGUGCUUCCUAGAUGGCAAGCACUGGGCUGAGAACAUUGUGUUACUCCAAUUAAUCCUCCCAGCAACCCUAUGAGGUAGGCAUUAUCAUCCCCUACUUAACAGAUGAGAAACCUGAGGCACAGAAAGUUUAGGUAACUUUCCCCAAGUCGCAUAGUUAAUAGGCAAAGGAGCAAAAGUUUGAUCCCUGGUGUUCCGUGUUUAGAGUGAAGAGAGGCUUGUCGGAAGGGCUGGUCCCAGGUACAAUGGUGGAGGAGGUCUCUGUUCGCUGGCCUCCUCUUCUGCCUGAGCAUUGGUGAGCAUCUAAGUAGCUCCUUGUCUUUCUAGGCCAGCGUCUUUCUAAGACUCCUGGGGGCUGUGCUUCCAACCUGGGGGCAGGGCGUGCCCUCCGGCCACCUACACUCUCCUCUACUCUCAAGAAGCAAUCUGCAUUUGUCAUCCAUGAAUGUAAAUCUCUUGGGAAUUUCCCUUCCAGGGGAUUUGGCCCCUGUAGCCUCUCUUCUCAUUGGAGAGCACGGGCCAUGCGGCUGACGGAUCCAGGAUUAAACACCCGUGCAACUUCUGCGCAUAAUUCGACCUCAGUUUCCUCAUCCCGAAAUGGGAAUAAUGUCUGCCUCAGCGGGCUAGUACAAGAGUUAAAUUAGACAACGUGCACGAACCAGCAGCUCUUGUACCCAGAUUUCCUUUCCUUCUACUCCUCUGCUCCCCAACUUAGGAAUUUCAUGAACUAGGAGAAGGCAAAGGAAAUCUUUUGAGGGACAAGGGGGCAGUCUAUCAACUCUGAUAUCGUAUUGUCAAGGAUCCUUGUUCUGAUGGGCAGAAGGUCAUGGAGCAUGUGUGUGUCUGUGUGUGCAUGCGCCAGUGUGUAUGCACAUGUGUGUGCUGGAGAUGAGGCAGGGAAAAAAAGAGGAAAGUCAAAAUGAAGAAAACCAGAGCAGGAAAUGGAAAGAUUCAAGAUAGGAACAUUAUAUGUAAAUUGCCAUUAUAGGUAGACUGGUCACGUGUGUGUACUCCGGUAAAUCUUUAUACUAAUCAUUUAUACUUAAAAUGUAUCUGAGAAAAAGGGGUGUUAGCUAUUAUGAGUGAGAUUUGAUCUCACUGUCAGAUUAGGGAAAAGAUUAUCUGAGCUAAGUUUUAGAUAGGAAGCGUGGAGCAAUGCGAUCCUUUCAUAAUUUUUGCUAUUAACCUCCGUCACUCUGGAUUUUACUGUGCCUGGGCACCAUGUGUACUAUUUAACUUUGACUCAUUUUUAAACUUUAAACUUUGUCAUAAGAAUUAAUACCAGAGAAAACACGGUUUUAUUAUGCUAAUUGGGUAUUUUUUUCAAAUAUAGGUUGAAAUAUAACCUGUCUUUUGAAAUUUAAACUGUUUAUCCAGGUUCCACCAAAAUCCAUCUCCUGUGCUACCGGGGAGACACACUCUAGAGAGCCAGUUAAGAAGGAGGCUUAGUUCCACCUUUGCCAUCUCCUGGCUGUGUGACCUGGGGCCAGUGAGCACCUUGUCUUUCUCUUCACCUCAUCAAGUUGCCGACAUACAGCCUGUCAAAGGCACCCAGUCCUGGAAUUGCCCUCUGGAACUUUCUGGCCAAAUAGUCUUCCAGUCCUUGCUGGGCAGGGAAAUAGUCCUGUGCGGUGGCUGAACGAGCUCAGGACACUCCUGCACUUGUCCCAAAUCGGGCUCCUUACAGCAAGUCCUCUGCUCCUGGUUCUUGCCUUCAGAACUCAUCCAUCCUUUACAUCCUUUCAUGCCGUGGUGAUAGCUGCCAUGUACCUCUAGAGGCUGAGCAGCAUUGAGCAGGCCUGGGGUCUCCUUUGUGGCAGUUAUGGCACUUUUAUUAGUGCUGUCCAUGAUAAUAAUACCAUAGCUCUCACCGAUGGGCACUUCCUCUGUGCCAGGCACUCCGCUGAGCCCCUGCACAGCUGGGACCUUAGUUCAGCCUCACUGCUAUCCUGGUUACUGAUACAAUGUUUGUCUCCCUUCUAAAGGCGAUAACAUUAGACUGAAAAGACACUUUGAGAUGUGAAUCCUGCUGACAACUCAUAUUGGUGUCAGCUCUGGCUAAACCUCAAGUCUUUUCCAUAUUCGACACUGUUUAGCCAAUUUUUGCACAGUUGGUGUUGAGGACCCAGGGAAAGGGGCUUCCACUUGCCUCUGUUAUAUUUCAUCCUGUAGGCUCUGGUCCAGCACUCAAGGCUGCUGAAAUCUUUUUGGAUUCCAACUGUGUCUUCUGACAUAUUUCUGUCUUUCUCAACUGGGUGUCAUCAGAAAAUCUGAUAAGCAUGCAGCCUUUGCUGUCAUCCAAGUCAUUGAAAAAAAUGCUAAAUAGGAAAGAGCCAGGGGACUGAAUUCUCUGGAUGCUGUUAGAAAACUCCCCCUACAUCAGUGUCAAUUUAUUCAUUAGCACACUUCGAGUACUGGCGUUCUACUAGUGAUUGAGUCUUCCUAAUUGUACAGGCCGGCACUUAUUUCUGCAUCUUACCCAUAAGAUGUUAUGAGAGUCUUGAGCCUGAGAUGAUGGAGAUGAGAGGGCAGGUGUGCAGUAAAAGAUUAGCCUUUCCUGAAGGAAGAUCUGGCACCUGCCCAGCUCCUAGGAGCUAAUUUCUAAGUCCUUGAAAUGUCCUUCCUGAUAAGAGUGUCUUUGUUUACCUGGGUGUUUGGGCCAUGCUAGAUAGUCUAUGCAAACAAUGUGAUUUAGGAGGGACUCUGGGCCACGUGGUCUCAGCUUGGCCUCUGGAUGGGUUGGAGACUAAGAUCAGCCAUGUCUACGUGAGCAACCCCCAAUAAACUCCCUGGACAGCAAGGCUCGAGCGGGCUUCCCUGGUUGGUAAUACUCUGUGAUGUUGUAAUACAUUGUUGCUUGGAGAAAUAAACACUGUCUGCAUGACUCCCCUGGGAGAGGACAACCCAAAGCUAUGCCCGGUCUCUCUCGGCCCCUGCCCUCCGUGUCUCUUCCCUUUGCUGAUUUUUAUCUGUAUCCUUCCACGGUAAUAAACCAUAACUAGCUCCUCUGACAGGGAGUCCAUCCUGACCAUCCUUCAGCUCCUCGGAGAUCUGCUUUCUGGGGGUACUGACCGGAGGAUUCGCUACAUGAUCAGCAAGGGUGGCAGCGAAGCUCUUUUGCAGACCCUGGUGGACACAGCGAGGACAGCUUCUCCAGACUAUGACAUCCUCUUGCCCCUCUUCCGGCUACUGGCCAAAGUUGGCCUACGAGGGCUGGGUGCUGUUCUAGGCAUUGGGAACACCAUGGUGACCAAGACAGAUAAUGGGUCUGCUGUCAUGGAACUUACAUUCAAGCAGAGAAGGGCAGAAGAUAAAAAGUUUGGACAGAAGGCACUGGAAUUGGAAGCACUUGAUGUGACAUUGAUUCUGGCCAGAAAAAACCUGUGUCACAGCCAGAACCUCCUCCACUGUCUCUGGGCUCUGCGAGUGUUUGCCGCUAGUGUCACCACUGCAGCCAUGCUGGGAAUUAAUGGAGCGAUGGAACUGCUUUUCAAGGUCAUCACCCCUUAUACGCAGAAUCGCACCCGAAUAAUCAGGGCAGCCACUGAAGUUCUGGCAGCAUUGCUGAAAUCCAAGUCUAACAGCCGCAGGGCGGUGAACAGAGGCUAUGUUGUUGGCUUGCUCAGGCUGCAUCAGGACUGGCACAGCCAUGACACGGCCAAUACCUACGUGCUGAUCCGCCGGGGGCUUCUGCUCUGCCUCAAGCACAUUGCCGCCCUCCGGUCUGGCAGGGAGGCCUUCCUGGCGGCUCAGGGCAUGGAGACCCUCUUCAGCACCACACAGAACUGCCUGGAUGACAAAAGCUUGGAACCUGUCAUCUCCAUCGUGCUUCAGAUCCUGAGGCAGUGCUAUCCGAAGAGUCCUCUUCCCUUGGUCACAGCCAGCAGUGCUUAUGCCUUCCCGGUCCCUGGGAGUGUCACCUCUGACCCUCCAUGUGUUCUAACUGAAGAAGAUUUUGAAGAUGAUGGUGAUGAAGAAGUGGAUAAGGAUUCCGAUUCUGAAGAUGUGAAAGAGGAAGAUGAUGACUUGGAAACAGAUGUGAACAAGCUGACUUCCAAACCUGGCCCUGACCGACCUGAGGAGGAACUGAGGCAGUAUGAGGCGAUGUGUCUUGAGCUCUCCUGUAGCUUUGAGGAUCUGGAGUCCAAACCUGGAGAUGAUUUGAGCUUUGAGGAGACUCAGUAUGCCAAUCACCACCACAUUCCAACUGCUGCCUCCCUGAAGAGGCAUUGCUUGAGUAAGGACCAACUCUCCUGGGGGCAAGAAAGGGAAGACACAGGCCGGACUUCCCUUCUGAGCACAGUGAAGAUGGGGAGGUCCUCUGUGCAUCUAGCCUCCGGAAAAGCACCUGGAAUGAACCCAUACCAGAAUGCACAGUCCAGUGGUCUUGGAAUAGACUCUUCUGGAAGUGAAAUCCCUGACAUUCAGGCUUUCCUCAAUGAGGAUGCUUGGGACAUAGAUGCGAUGUCCUGCCCGAGGAUGAGUGCCUCCUUUUCCAAUUCCACUAGGCCUAGAGAUGCUACGGAAGUAAUAAAUAAGCUUCUGCAGACACAUCCCCAGCAUAUUCCCUUCCAUGAUCCCUGUCUUUACAUGGCCAAAGCCAGAAGAACCAGAUCUGUGGCUGACUUCAAGAUGAUGGCAUUUCCUGAUCUCUGGGGACACCGUCCACCUCCCUCUGCCCAGCCCAUGUUGGAACGCAAAUGUGGAAUCCAAAGGAUCAAGAUAUUUGAAGAUAUCCGGAGACUCCUCCAGCCAAGUGACAUUAUAAAUAAAGUUGUCUUCAGUUUAGAUGAGCCUUGGCCUUUGCAAGACACUGCCUCUGAUUGUUUACGGUUCUUCUCCAAGUUUGAGUCAGGAAAUCUUCGCAAAGCCAUCCAAGUGCGUGAGUUUGAGUAUGACUUGUUGGUCAAUGCCGAUGUGAACAACACCCAGCACCAGCAGUGGUUCUACUUCCGGGUGAGCGGUAUGAGGGCUGCUGUCCCUUACCGCUUCAACGUCAUCAACUGUGAGAAGCCCAACAGCCAGUUUAAUUAUGGGAUGCAGCCAACUCUGUAUUCUGUGAAGGAGGCUCUUCUUGGCAGACCCACCUGGAUACGGAUGGGCCAUGAAAUCUGUUAUUACAAAAAUCAUUAUCACCAGAGUGCAGCUGUCACAGGGGGAGCAUCUGGGAAGUGUUAUUAUACCCUCACGUUUGCUGUCACCUUCCCGCAUGAUGAAGAUGUCUGCUACCUGGCCUACCACUAUCCCUAUACCUACUCAGCCCUCAUGACUCACCUUGACAUCCUGGAAAAAAGCGUGAACCCCAAGCAGGUCUACUUCCGGCAAGAGGUUCUGUGCCAGACGCUAGGAGGGAAUUCGUGUCCAUUGGUGACCAUCACGGCCAUGCCUGAGUCUAAGAGUGCUGAUCAUGUAGAGCAGUUCCGGCAGCGUCCAUACCAGGUGAUCACCGCCCGAGUUCACCCAGGAGAGAGCAAUGCCAGCUGGGUGAUGAAGGGGACCUUGGAGUUCCUGGUCAGCAGUGACCCUGUGGCUAGGCUCUUGAGGGAAAACUUCAUUUUCAAGAUCAUCCCCAUGCUCAACCCAGAUGGUGUCAUCAAUGGCAAUCACAGAUGCUCGCUGAGAGGAGAGGACUUGAACAGACAAUGGCUCUCUCCCCGUGCUCAUCUCCAGCCAACAAUUUACCACGCCAAAGGACUCCUCUACUACCUGAGCAGCAUCGGCCGGAGUCCCGUGGUCUUCUGUGAUUUCCACGGCCACUCCCAAAAGAAGAAUGUGUUUCUUUAUGGUUGUAGCAUCAAGGAGACCUUGUGGCAAGCAGAGUCCACUGUGGGCACAUCUACUCUUGUAGAGGAUGUCAGUUACAGGACUCUUCCCAAAAUUCUUGAUAAGCUAGCACCAGCGUUCACGAUGAGCAGCUGCAGCUUCCUUGUGGAAAAAUCCCGAGCUUCUACAGCCCGGGUAGUGGUAUGGAGAGAGAUGGGGGUGUCCAGAAGCUACACCAUGGAGAGCAGCUACUGCGGCUGCAACCAGGGCCCCUAUCAGGGUCUGCAGUUUGGUACCAGUGAACUGGAGGAGAUGGGAGCCAUGUUCUGCUUGGGCCUCCUCAUCUUGGAACUCAAAUCCGUGAGCUGCAGCCAUCACCUCCUGACCCGUGCAGCAACUCUACUGAAUGCUGAGGAAGAGGUGCUGGACCACUACCUCCAGCGAUGCAGCAGCAGCAGCAGCAGCAUCACUUCAGAACUGGAUGAUGAGCCCGCCUGCCUAGAGGAGAUUGAUUACAGUACAGACAGCAGCUCAGACCAGGAAGGGAGCUUCUCCGAGCUGGACCGGCAGAUCCAGGAGUGUGCCUUCAACAAGGAGGAGGGUGAUGAAGAAGAGGAGGGGCCAGGACAGGGAAGAAAAGCCAGCCCAUAACCCAGAGGUUCAAGAAGAGGUCUAUGUCUCUAACCGUUGGACUAGCAGCUGUGUUGUUUCUUUAUCAUCAGACACACAUGAUGUUAAUGCAAAAAGCCAGCCCAUGUGAGCUCAGCAACCCUAUUUCCAAAUUUUACUCUAGUUUCACUGUGCAUAGAGACUGGCUACUUCACAGUUACAUAUAUGUAGUUAGGUGGCCUUUGGAACCUAUGCGAGCUGCCAUGAUGCAUGAACGGAACAUUCUUAAGAUUACUGUGGAUUCUAUCAAGACCACGUUGAACUCUUCUCCUUUCCUGUGCUUCAAACUGGAGUAGACUGGAAGCAGAGGAGUUGGGCUUUUUUCUUUUCUUCUCAGCCAGAAUUCUGAGUGGUUGCUUAAGUCAUUCUACAUACGAGUGUCAUCACCCACUUAGGAUAGCAUCUGAGCUCCCCAGCCCAAACCAUGUGCCCCACUGAGACUCCGAGGGUACUGGCAGCGUCUUUAGUUCCUGGGUGAUUGAACAUGAAAGGCUGUACAACAAAGACAUUGUUAGUAUCUUCCUUGGUCUGUUUUUACAGUAUAUAUUUUGCAGAUCCUGUAUAGGCCAGGAGCUAUUCUAGAUUCCAAAGGAAGGGGCAUGAUGCUGAAUAAGACAUGGCCACUGGCCUUUACAAAUUUUAAAGUCCUGUAAAGGAUUUUAUAGGAUCCUCUGUAUAAAGGCAGCAAGACAUCGUGGAAAAUUCAUUCAUUUCACACUCAGAUAGAUGUGGUUCAUAGCCUGGAUUGGCAGUUACUUGUUAUGAGAACUUAGGCAAGUAAUUAAAUUUCCUUAAACCUCAGUAUAAUGCAGAGGAGCAUAUCUAUAGCGUCAAGUUAUUGUGAAGAUGAAAUGAGAUAAUAGGUAAAAGUAUACAGUUUGGCACAUGGUGGACACUCAAUCAUGUUGGCUUAUUUUCCUCCAUAACACAAGCAGAGCGUUCUAUAUAACAAACAUUGGCUGGAGUCACAUGGUUGGCGAAUAAGCCUCUUCCUGGAGGGGAUCUGGGAAAGAGGUCAUAUAAGCGCAGUGCCUAGGAGGUUGAAAUAGCUUAGAACAAGUGAAAAUGGAGUAAGGCCCUUCAGCAUGCAGAGGGAAGCAUGCAGCUUAGAGAUUUGAAUGAUGAGGUGUACAGGGCCUAUGCACAAAGGAUGACGUGAGAUGUGGAAGGUAGAUUAGAAUGGGAGAUAAAAUGAAGAAAAUAAGUUAGAUCAAAUUGCAUUUGUCCAGGUGCCAUAUGCAUUUGGUUAGGAUUAGGUUUGGCUAGGAGACGUGGAAAGUCCAAAAUAGCAGUAGCCUUUGUAAGAUAGAAGUCUGUUUACCUUUCCUGUGGAAUUCUAGAUAUGGGCAGGCCAGAGCUGGGAUCACGAGUGCUUGGUGCCAGACACUUGGCUUCAGCAGUUUUCUAGCUCUGCUGUGGGUUGUUUCUACUCUUGGUUUAAGAUGGCUGCUGAAGCAGCAGCCUUUGCAUCUACAUCCCACUCAGCAGUAAGAAGGACAGAAAAAGAACGUGUUUUCUGUAUUUCAAAAAGCUAUGCAUAAUGGUUCUGCUUAAUCCCGCCAUCCAGAAAGUGGUCUUAUGGCCACAGGUAGUGGCAAGGGAGGUUGGAAAUGUAGUCUUUAUUUGAAAUGGGCCAGGCUAGAAAUUUGAAAUUCUAAUACUAAGGGAAAAGGGAAUAAUGCAUAGUGGGGAUAAAAUACCUGCCAAAGGGACUUUUCCUGAUGUAACUACCACCACCAAGAGAUUUUGGAAACAGAAUAAUUUCAGAGAAAACCCACAGUCUAAACUUCUAGACCAGCAGAAAGCCACAGAACAAAGCUUUGCCAUAAUUCAGCUGUGAGGCAUACAAAACAGGCAUGUGUGCUAUGAUUGGGGAGUGGAUAUUAUUAGUAGUAGUAGUAUUGAUAGUCCCGUCUUUUUCCAACUCUUUUCCAAAUUCCUUUGCUACCGUUCAGAAAUCACACAUCCAUCCUUUGUCUUAGAGCAUUCAGACGUGUGAGGGAAAUGGCAAAGACACUGAAUUCAAAUCUAAGCUGACAGCAUCCCCACACUUCCCCCAUCUUCAAUCUUUUCACUCUUAAAUGCAGGAUAGCAUAACACUUCUGUUUUUUCCUUGCUUUAAGGAGUCAAGAAGAUUAUAUUCUUGAAAAUGUAAAUGCUGGGAGGGAUAGAAAUAAUGCUAAGUCAUCAUCACCGAUUGGCACCUCAGCUCCAAUUAAUUUAUGGGAUUAGCUUCUAGUCAUCUAGCCUGUUUCUGAGAGAAAAUGACCCCGAUAGGUACAUUUCUAUGAGGCAUGUUCAGGAAAAGCCAGGAACAUGGACUAUUUACUGAUGCAUCAAUGUAACAAACAUAUAUUAAGCACCUACGAGGUGGCAUGCACUUUACUAAGAUCAAAGGAUGUAGAGAAAAAGACCCACUCUGUACCCUUCAGUUAUUCACAGUUAAGUGGGAGAGAUGAACAAUAGCAUUUUAUUUUAAUACAGCUGAGUAUGCUAUUAUGGAGCUGUGCAGAGGAUAAUAUGGAAUCACCUAAUCUGGUGUAGGGGGCAGGGGGCGCAUGGUGAGAAAAGUCUACCUAAAGAAGAGAUAAUUUAGGGAAUUUUUGAAAGAUGUGCAGGAGUUUCCAGGUUAAAAGGGGAGAAAAGGCAUUCUAAGAAGUGGAAAAAGCUUAUGCAAAGGCCCUGUGGUGGGGUUAGAGAGUAAAAUGUUCAAUAUGACUGCUUUAAAAGAUGUGCUUGUAUGUGGGGAAAGGAGGAGAGUGACAAAAGAUGAAUUUGAAAAGAUAGACGUCAAUCACAUCAAGCAACAUUUAAUGUGCCUUGAUGAAAAGUUUUAACUUUAUUCUGAAUGUCCUGGGGGAGAAAAAGAAUUUUCAGCCGAGGCAUGCCCAGGACUGAUGUCAACAGGUACUCAUUAGCACCACUGCCCUACUUGUUGAUGAUUGAUUCAUUGAUUGGCACCCUUACUAUGCUGGUUGUUCAACAGUCAUAGGAGCACCCUGGGCAUGACAUUACCAUAUUGGAAGAGUAGCAGGUUUGUGGUGAGGUAGAGAUAAUAAGGACAAUUUGGGGCCAUGUUGAAUGUUGGGGGUCUAUGAGAUGUCCAGCUAAAGAGGACUCAUAGAAGCCAGAGGUACAUCAGGAAAAGAAGUAGAAGAAGGAGAGAUGUCCCAAGUGAGCUGGGGACCUGGGUAGAAGUCCUUAGCAACUGAACCCAGGUGCCAGUCAGCUGAGAACGAAGUUCUUAGAGGAACGGGGGAGUGAGAGAAAGCGCAGACUUCCCAUCCUUCUUGCUGGGACGAAAGACCAUUCUGUGUCACACCACACCAGUCCUCAGGAUGGGGCGGGGAGGGCUCAUUCACAAGUCAACUCCAGAAAGUCAUAGGAUCAGCUCUUCCAGCCCAGCCACACGUGUCUCUUGCUGGCCACACCGCUGUAGUAAAUUGUUCUGCGAAACGUGUUCUACGAAACUCAGAGCCAAAUGAGAUUACUCACGAAUUCCAGGGAGUGGUAGGCACUGAUGGGAAACAGAUAUGGUUCAAAGUGUGCAGAAAGGAUGAGAGUUUAGAGAGGUGAUGUGGGGGCCAGGCCAUGUGCAUCGCUGCCCUGUACCAGCUGUUGUGCUCUGCAUGGCAGGGCUGGGACUGGGGUUUGGGGGGCCUGGAGGACCUCCAGUUUCCUGGGUCAGACUUGCACACCUUCUGUGAUGGGCAGAGGUGGGAAGCUCACCUUUUCACCCUUAGGAUAGUUCUACUGUGGCUA